Peronospora belbahrii is the source of this 1176-nucleotide messenger RNA. Lineage: Eukaryota; Oomycota; Peronosporomycetes; Peronosporales; Peronosporaceae. The record is from the annotation of a GenBank genome assembly.
AUGACCUUAGUAAACAUUGGCGUGUGGCUACUACGCUUGUAUCUGAAUUUGCUACUCUUCAUUCCUCGCGUGUUUCUUGAGCUCAAUUUGGCGUGGAAUCCUUUCGUCAUUCUAGCUACAAUAGCUCUCAAACGCAUCAAUUCUACAUUCAAGACAGUCACCGAUACAAUGGUGAAAAGUAACGAAAUGCGCUGGCUACAUCCUGGAGAGCGUAAUGGAGAGCGCGUCGCUAUUGUGAGCUAUCCUCGUUGCGGUAACUCGCUCAUGCGUGGACUACUGGAGAAGGUCACGGGCGUCUACACAGGAUGUGACACUCGUCCAGAUCGCUCGCUUAGCAAGGAGCUACAUCAGUAUGGUAUGAAGGGUGAAGGCAUUGUGGACGAUUCAGUCUGGUUCGUUAAGACGCACUUCCCAGAGCGCAUUGGCUACAAGGAGUUCUCCGUGAAGAAAGCCAUCCUUGUCGUGCGUAACCCGUGGGAUGCCAUCGACUCGUACUUCAACAUGAUACUUACAAAUUCACAUAACAAGAGCCUACACGAGUCACAGUAUAAACGCUUUGCGGACCGCUGGGACGGUCUGCUUCGCAACGAGAUCGACGUCUGGAUGAAGUUCCAUCGGUAUUGGACCACUAAGGUCGACAUUCCUAUCAUUGUUGUCCGAUACGAAGACCUCAUAAUGCAUCGUGAAGAGACACUGCGUCGUGUGUUCAUGUUUUUGACAGACUUGACGACGCUGGAAGGCACGGAAUGGGAAAAUCGUAUUCAUGACGCCAUGUUUACUAGCGGUGACAAGGCUGGACCGUACAAGCCUCGUAGCGGGAAGAUCGGUGCUUCAUUUCGUCACUAUUCGGAAGAGCAGUUCCAGUACAUUUUGAAGACGGCAUAUCUGCCACUGCGUGGAUUUGGUUACGACCCGGGGACGCAGAAUUUUCCUAACAAAAUUUUGCUUCCGAAGCGACAAGUGAAACCGGGCAAGGAAGGCGCAACGUUGCUCAUCUCAACCGACCAAGAGAUGGAGAUUCGCAAGAAGAAUGAUUCGUACGGACGCAGCUCGACAUACUUCCGCCGAGCGCUCACUGAGCCUGUCAUUGCAGAUGAUGGCACGGAGCUGAACAUGGACGAGGUGCAAGCCGCAAGGAAACGAUUGCUAGUGAAGACAGAUGAGAUCAAUGAAUGA